CCCACGCGCAUGCGAAAGGGGUGGCCGCUGGCCGAGCCGGGGAGCGUGGCUGGCUGCUGCCAUGAGAUUGAAUCAGAACACCGUGCUGCUGGGGAAGAAAGUGGUCCUUGUACCCUACACUGCAGAGCACGUGCCCAGGAAUUUGAAGAAUGUUUGGUUUCAGACUGCUCCUCCGUACUGACCCCUGAGACGGGAUGGGAAGCUGGACAGACGGAAGUAGCAACAGAACAUAGAAGACUAGACUGCCUUAGGUACCAUGAGUGGAUGAAAUCAGAAGAACUACAGCGUCUGACAGCCUCAGAGCCACUGACUCUGGAGCAGGAGUAUGCGAUGCAGCGCAGCUGGCUAGAAGAUACAGAUAAGUGCACUUUCAUUGUGCUGGAUGCAGAGAAAUGGCAGACCCAGCCAGGCAUCACAGAAGAGAACUGCAUGGUAGGAGAUGUCAACCUCUUCCUUACAGAUCUAGAAGACCCCACUGUUGGGGAGAUUGAAGUCAUGAUUGCAGAGCCCAGCUGCAGGGGCAAGGGCCUUGGCACUGAGGCUGUUCUCAUGAUGCUGUCUUAUGGAGUGACCAAACUAGGUAUGACCAAGUUUGAGGCUAAAAUUGGGCAAGGAAAUGAACCAAGCAUCCAGAUGUUCCAGAAACUUCACUUUGAGCAGGUGGCUAUGAACAGUGUCUUCCAGGAGGUGACACUCAGACUGAUAAUGAAUGAGCCCAUGCAGCAGUGGCUUCUGGAGCAGACCAGCCACAUGGAAGAGAAACUGUACAGAGAUGGGUCGGCAGAGCCCUGCUGACAGCUGGGCCUUGUGGGCAGCUGCCCUGUGUGAGUGCUCUGAAGAGGUGAGCCGUGCACUAGAGACUGACAGAAGUCUUGGCUCUGCCCCAGGCUGGGAAUCGCCUGUUGGGGGCCCUCUUCAAACUUGGCCAGGCUUGCCUUGGACCCCCUCUGCCUGGCAGUGUGGCUGAAGCAGACUCCAGGGGCCAAACUCAGACUCACAUACCUGGAAUGAAUGACAGGAAUGCAUGGGAGAGGCUGGGUGGAGUUGGCAGCUGGAGGUAAAGAGGGGCCUGAUGACUGCCAGGGAAAUGGACAGGCCUUUUCCUUUAAUGGCCAGAGGUGCCACCCAGCUGGGAGUAAAGCAUGCAGCAUAGCCAACUUUCCUUGUUUUCUCAUUUGGUGGGUGUGGAGAAGAGUUACCCAGAGGCCCAGUCUCGCAGUAUCCGGUUCCUGUGGGUAGGGGUGAGGGAGUGGUAGCCCAGUCCUGUUGUCCUGCUACUGUGACUCCAGGAACUUGACCCUGGAAGGAUAGGCAGCUCAGAGAGGGAGUGAGCAGCCCAGAGGCCUGGUCUCUUGGCCUAGUGUGGGGGGCGCCAGUCUAGAGCGUAGAAGAGUGAGUGAGUUUUGGA
Messenger RNA from Otolemur garnettii (small-eared galago), 1408 nucleotides. RefSeq names its product N-acetyltransferase 9 (putative) (gene NAT9). Lineage: Eukaryota; Metazoa; Chordata; Mammalia; Primates; Galagidae. Gene Ontology annotation, molecular function: N-acetyltransferase activity. The transcript is spliced from 8 exons. Bases 10 to 795 code for a protein of 261 amino acids. The record is from RefSeq and is a predicted model, not a curated record. Gene Ontology annotation, biological process: protein acetylation.